Messenger RNA from Ogataea haglerorum, 2100 nucleotides. RefSeq lists its product as uncharacterized. NCBI's taxonomy places the organism in Eukaryota, Fungi, Ascomycota, Pichiomycetes, Pichiales, Pichiaceae. Gene Ontology annotation, cellular component: nuclear pore outer ring. Bases 1 to 2100 code for a protein of 699 amino acids. The record is from RefSeq and is a predicted model, not a curated record. The transcript has a single exon. Gene Ontology annotation, molecular function: structural constituent of nuclear pore. Gene Ontology annotation, biological process: protein import into nucleus; positive regulation of DNA-templated transcription; mRNA export from nucleus.
AUGUCACUCAUAAAACCGAAUGGCGGGACGCAGGCUGCUGAACCGGACGAUUUGGACUCUGAGAUUGAAAUUGAUCCACAGACACAAUUGCCAAUCACAAGACUGCCCUAUGAUGACGCCCCCAUCGCUAAAAGUGAUCUCAGCUGGCUGAAAAAUGGACGGACUCUGCAGUUCUCGCUGGACAAGGCGCACGACAAUGGAAUGCUGUUUUUGGCGUCCCGAGACGAAGACAAGAUGGAACCUUUGAACGACCGUGAGCGGAAGCUAUAUCCAUUUGACAUACCCUCAAAUAUAGACACUUCUGAGGAGUACAUCCAUUUUCUUACCAAAACUUACCGCACUUUUGAGCCACUCCUGACGAACCAAGCAUACAAGCAUUUCAGCGACGACGACGAAGACAUGACAUUCGGUGUGUUAAGCAAAAUUGAAGAGAAUCGUCGAGAGAAAAAACAGACGUUACAGUCCAUUAUCACGGCCAUGGUAGAAAACCUCAAGAGCUUAAUCUCCAUCAAGUCCAAGCUUGAUCCUAAUUUCGAAGAGACUUUCAUUUUUAACUAUGAGGAGAUUCUCAACGUCCUCAACUUACUGAAUGCUGUGCAUUUCUCCAACAAGGAAGAGAGAAUCGCCUUGCUUUCGGUCUGGGUCAAUCGCGCCGAUAUACAGCCGGACGACGAGCUUUUCGAAGAGGUGAUGAGCUUUGAACACCCUUACAAAAACUUCCUGUUUUGGUCGACGUACAUGAAGAAGCUCCUGCUCCGCGGUUUUUUCAAAGAGGCCUUGGAAGCGCUGGACAAGAGCAAGUGGACCGAUUUGGAACACAUAGAUGCCAACUUGUUCCACGUGCUGACCGAUUUCAAGAACCUUCUGGAGUCCUACGAUAUGCUAAGGUUUUCUGUCGAUCCUAAGGAGUUUCUGGUGUGGAAGCAAAUGAUGGUCGAGCUGCGCGAGAGAGUCAAGUCGCUGAGUUUCUCCGAGGCCGGACUGGCGUCAGAGGUGUCCGAGCUUAUCACCAUUAUGUCCGGGUCUUCAAAUAGUAUACUAGAGGCCUCCAGCACAUGGUAUGAAGCAUUCUAUGCACAUUAUCUUUACCAGCUGCCGUCCAUGGAGCUUUUAGAUGAGUAUCUCCAGGUGGCUAUUGAUAAAUACCCACCUGAAACCACCCAGUCGUGGGAAACCAUGUGCAUUGAGCUGUUGCAGGGAAAGUAUCUGUCUGUGAUCAGCUCGAUUGAGCUGCUCGACAAGUCCAUUGCCACGUUCGUGGUAGUUCUGAUGACCUCUGCUGGUCUUUUGAAAGGAUACUCGUCCGUUGUGUCGUUUACAGAGGCGUCUCUUACGUCGACCAUUGACCAGAUGCUGGAGAAUUUGUCCUUUUCAUAUCUGACGCAUCGCCAGCUGUUUCCUAUUGGUAUCGGAAUUUUGAUUCUUAUCAACAACUCGAACUCAAGGGAGAUCGUUUCCGAGCUUCUUCCCAGAUACCACAUCACGAGCAAUGAUGACCUGGAGUGGUGUCUCUCGAUCUGCGCCAAGCUCAAGCUGCACCAAACUGCAGUGAAAAUAUACAAAAUCCAGGGUGCAAGAUUGGCUACAAUGGGGUAUCUGUACGAGGCUCUAUACUGCUACACUGAGGCAGGGGACUAUACGCGAUUGACGAAGCUUGCAUGGGAAAUUUUCGAAAAGAUUCUUGCGGGGGAGCUGGAAGACGAGACUUUGAUAGCGAAGAUUCGGUCUAACGAGAUCUCGGAGCCCGCUCUGCGACAAGCACUAAGUCCGCUGGCUAUCCUGGACGAGUUCCUACAAAAGAAAGACCCGCCCAAUUUCAGACUUCUUUUUCAGCUGUUGAACUUUAGGUAUCUGCCCAAACAGUACAAGAUAUCGCUAGUGCUACUGAUAGAGCCUUACUUGGAGAAGAGGGUGCUAAAGAACGAGGAGUUGGUGGAGCUUAUCAAGGUUCUGAACGAGUUUGAGAAGGAGGCAGACGACGAGACGCUUGCCGCGACCCAGAAGCUUUGUUCGCGCCAGGUGCCUAAUUUCGACCUAAAACAACAACUUCUUUCGGUGCGCAAAAAAAUUGGCUACGAGAUGAGUUUGAACUUCCUAUAG